Messenger RNA from Naegleria fowleri, 2349 nucleotides. RefSeq lists its product as uncharacterized. The transcript has a single exon. Lineage: Eukaryota; Heterolobosea; Eutetramitea; Acrasida; Naegleriidae. The record is from RefSeq and is a predicted model, not a curated record. The coding region runs from base 1 to 2349 and encodes 782 amino acids.
AUGAUUAAUGAAAUUUCUAUUCAAAACUUCAAUCAUCAUCCGAAUAAUGACGAUGAUGAUGAAGACAACGAAAACAAAUCUAGUUCGGAACCUGGAUCCCCUUUUCAUCACCCGAUUUUUGCAAAUAGAAAGAUGAAAGCUCAUGCCCGUAACAUGUCCUCUCCAACAUUAUUUACCCCUGUUUUUGAUAUCAUCAUUGAUCAUCCAAAAGGUUCCUUAAUAUUUAGAAAUUUUUGCGAAGAGAAUCUCGUGUUGGAAAAUUGGGAGGCUUUGCAGACCAUUAGACAAUUCAAAAUGGACGUCAGGUUUACCAUUAGAAAAGCAAUGGAGUUGGAAGAAGUGAUUCAGUCUGGAAGCCCUGUCGGCAACUGCCCAGGCACUUCCUCCAAUUCCAGCAGCAGUAUGAAUGGAAAGUUUAAAUUGACUCAAUUAAUUGGAAAUGUUCAUCACUUACUUGCCAAUAACCAGCAGCAACAUGUUGGAAGUAGCAGUCAUCACUGCCAGGGUGAUAUGAUGUCCCCCAUUACCUCAAUGAUUUCCAGCAUGACUGUUUCGGCACUGAAUGUUGGACAUUCUACUGCUGCAGCUCAUCAUACGUGGCAAACCCCUCCACAAAUUGUCAUUGAAAAGACAGAUCAUGCAUUACAGAGAAACCGAAAUUGUAAGGCCUUAAAAGAGUCAAUAUUGAUUGAUAUUUCUCGAAUAGUAGCUACCUUUAUCAACGAGGCGGCAGAUAAACAGAUUAACAUUGAUAGUGAAACAAGAAAGAACACCUUACAAAGACUUAAAAUGAUACAAUUACAAUUGGCAGCCACACAGGAUCGCCGAUUUUCAAACUUCUCUGAAAAUCCUUCCACCAAUGACGCCACCAUGUCACUAAUGCCUCCUAGUGAGUACAGCAGUAUCAGCAAUGACUCAUCCUCCAUGCUUCGCUCUUCUGACUCGUGCACUACCACCAAUGAAGAUUUGGCAAGCACACCCACCUCACCAAUCGACGAGAAUUCUCCAACCAGAAAAAAAGUGUACUCGUUUAAGAAAAUUCUUCCCAAACUAACCUCACCAAAGAAGAAAAAUGCAGAUGAAACAGAAAAGAAAAGUUCUGAAAGUGAAAAAGGUGAUCAAGACGCUUCUGAUGUUUUCAAUAUUGAUCUUAUUGGAAGUUUUAGUGUCAAGACAAGCAAUGCCUUAAAAGCAGCAACUCUUCUCAAUGAGCAGCAACUUCAACAGUAUGAACAAGAAUUUAAAGACUUGAUUAUGUUUUUUGAUCAAAUAGAGGUCCAACUGUUACUCUUACUUAAAGAUGAUGUCUUUCCACGAUUUGUGAGAAGCACAAAUUGGCUCAACUUUCUCAAACAAUAUCCGCAUGACGCGUUAGAGUGUGCCAAAACUGAAGAUAUUGAAGAUCUAAAGAAAAUGAGAUUUACCAAAGAUGACUUUCAGAGGGUUCGUUUACAACCGUCAGAUUUUGAGAGAUGUGAGCGUUUAUUUGCGGAUUCUAUACUAUUUGACUUGAUUUACGAAAAUUACGGACAAAGUAGCAAACGGCUCAAGAUCUACAGCUCUAGAAAAAGAGGAAAUUCAUAUAACAAGAAAUACGCCCAAAACUCUCCCUUAGUUGGUGUUUACUUUUCAAAUGGUGAGAACUUUAUUGAUGAAGACUCGUUAAAGCUUGGAAAGUUUGGAGUGCAAAAAAAGCUAGGAUAUUUAGACUUUCCAGCAGAAGUGGUGUUGAGUGCAUUGUGUGACAUUGAUUUGCAAAGCAAGUUGCUCCCCAAAGUGGAAAAGAAUGACAACUCAAUACUAGGCUGGACAAAAUGUGAAGACACUCGAUAUUAUCCCUCUCUCAUUACUCAUUAUACCCUUAAUUUAGGCAAAAUGUUUAAGAAACGAGGUGUGUAUGCCUCUAAUUGUGCCAUUUUUGAUCACAAGAAGUAUAGAUAUCACUUUUUAUCUAAAUCCAUUUAUUCGAAUUCUCAUUUUCCAAACAUUGAUGAGAGGGGCAAGAAGACCAUUGCAAGUGCCACCAUUACUUAUGCCUCCAUCAUUCCUGUUUCAAAGAGCAGAUGUAAGCUCAUUUAUGUCAUGCUGGGAAAUAUGGGAGGGGUUGUUUCAAAAUUCUCUUCCUUUUUAUUCAAGCAAGAAGUGACACUUUUUGACAACCAUUUGCAAGAAGAAUUAGUUAAAAUGAAAGCUUACAAGUACGCCGAUCUUGAAAAUGGAUAUAACAUGGUGAGAAACUGUAUAGACUAUCGCAAUCGUUUCAUGAUGAAUUCUGUUGAGGCACAAGAAAGCGCGACCACAUGUCCAUUUCCAAAAACUUUUGCCGAGUUUCAAGAAUUGUUCUCUUAA